AUGGUAAGAUCAGUUAGGCAUAUUUGGUGUUGUGACUUCUGUAUUCAGGGAGAAAAGUUGUAAUAUACGAUAUAUCACAAGCUACCCCAGCUAGCAAUACAAAUAUAUAGAAAUGCAGUUCUUACAAGAUUAACAAAGACAUGUCGAGAAUUGCAGUACACAUGCAGCUAAAACUAGUAAAUAACGUAACAUAUAUAGGCUCAUCAUCCGAUACCUUAUAGCUCAAUGACAAUGGUUAGAGCGUCUGUCCGGUUAUGAAAGUGGUUGGAAACCCGUUAGGGCUCAGAACUUUUCUGAGUAUAAGGCUUGUCACGCACCAACACCAAAUAUCAUAUUUUUAUGUACUAUUUAAAAAUGAUAACUUAUCAGACAAAUUAUUCAUACCAGGGCACAAUAUCUCUGUCACCGGCCAUUAGGCGAGCAAAAUGCUGAUAUGACCGUCUACUAAUUACUCUGCACGAACAUUAUGGCGGACCGUUUUGUCUAGUCAAUUUGAAUAUUUAUUUGUUAACCAUUAUGCAUAUGCACAUGGUUUUGGACUUUUCGUAGUUGUUACGGUUUUGGUUUAUAGUACUGACAAUGUUAGUAUUGAGAAUAACUAAGUGUCCGACCAAAACAUGGGUUGGUCUGACACAAUUUCAGACCAAGUUUUCAGAAUUAUAUUGAGCUCUGAUUCAUACCAUGCACUCAUUAUUUAUUAACAGUCAGAACACGACUUGGCCUUUUAUGGCGUGGAUUGGGAUGCUCCUGCACCAUCUGCCUUGUGGGAUGGCGAUCUUCAUGAUGAUGCUGUUCCUGUAGAAGUUCCAGCACUUCCAGAUUUACUUGAUCCUGAAGAUUUUCAUCGGCUUGUCACUGAAGUUAACCCUUUACAUGAAUCAGAGGAUAGUGGUGUUGAUUUGUACAUUAACACUCUUAACUUUAUUUGUGCCUGUACUGAAUAA
Messenger RNA from Paramuricea clavata, 944 nucleotides. The record is from the annotation of a GenBank genome assembly. Lineage: Eukaryota; Metazoa; Cnidaria; Anthozoa; Malacalcyonacea; Plexauridae.